Molecule: messenger RNA, 1684 nt
Organism: Centruroides sculpturatus (bark scorpion)
Lineage: Eukaryota; Metazoa; Arthropoda; Arachnida; Scorpiones; Buthidae
Product: histone-lysine N-methyltransferase EZH2-like
Exons: 6
Coding region: 124-1029 (301 amino acids)
Biological process (GO): chromatin remodeling
Molecular function (GO): protein binding; histone H3K27 methyltransferase activity
Source: RefSeq, a predicted model, not a curated record
AAUUUUAAUAAUGGAUCUACUGAUGUCUUCUUUCCCAAAAUUAACAUUUCAUAUUAGUCUGUGAGAGAAACUAUCUCUAUCCAAACAGAUUUUCCUGAUGGAACAGAUGAGGAUGAAGCUCCUAUGAUAGCAGAUAUGUUUAAUAGCACAUCACCAGAUUCUGUAUCUUCUGUCUGUGAAUCUUCCUUAGAGUUGCUCCACCAAACUAACCCUUCUGACAAUUCUUUACCUGUCCAUUCUGGUUCUGAACAAUAUCUUUCUGAUCUCUCGUCAUUGAGUACUGAAGUAUCAAAUUUUCUCUUGUCUACCAACAAGACAAAUUCCUCAUUGAAUUCAUCCUUUUCCAAAGGAAAAAAUAACCCAUGUAUGACAGAUGAAUCCUAUUCUAUGAUGAUGCCGCCUUUGAAUUCGACAGAACUUGACGUGGAAUGGUCUGGUGCCGAACAGUCUUUGUUUCGAGUAUUGUGGAGAGUAUUUUACAACAAUUAUUGUGCUAUUUCUCAAAUAAUGAUGGGAAAAACUUGUAGCCAGUUUUUGAUUUUUAAAAAUCUUUAUUUUUCAGAUCAGUUUGAUGUUCAAAAUAUCUCUUGCAAAAAUGUUAGUGUGCAGAGGGGAUUACGAAAGCAUUUACUUUUAGCACCUUCAGAUGUAGCAGGUUGGGGAAUUUUUUUGAAAGAUACUGCUCAAAAAAAUGAAUUUAUUUCUGAAUAUUGUGGUGAAAUUAUUUCCCAAGACGAAGCCGAUCGUCGGGGGAAAGUUUACGAUAAGUAUAUGUGUAGUUUCCUAUUUAAUCUGAAUAAUGAUUUUGUAGUAGAUGCCACACGUAAAGGAAAUAAAAUUAGAUUUGCAAAUCAUUCCAUCAAUCCAAAUUGUUACGCCAAAGUUAUGAUGGUGAAUGGUGAUCAUCGAAUUGGUAUUUUUGCAAAGCGUGCAAUUCAGUCUGGAGAAGAACUCUUCUUUGAUUACAGAUAUGGACCUACAGAACAAUUGAAGUUUGUUGGUAUUGAAAGAGAAUUAGAAUUUCCUUAAUAAGUUUUAAAUGCAAUUCAUCAUCAUCCUCAUAAAUGGAAGGAGAGGAGUUGGCAUUUUCAGUUGUAUUUGCAUUUUUAUAAUUGAUUUUAUAAAAUGAUUCCUAAAAUAAAUAUCUUUUUAUACAUCAAUACACAAUAGAAAAUAAAUUUGUAUUAUGUAAUGUAGUACGAUGUAAAUAAUGACAAAUCUUCAUUAUAUGUCAUCUUAUAUAGUCAACAUUUUAGAUUUUAUUUAUAAAAUAUUUUAAGAAUUUAUUUUGAGAAAUAAUGAUUUUUUUCUUAUGUAAUCAAAAUGUCAUUGUUUAUGAUCCUCAAAAUAAGUCUUCUGUAUAUUGUUAAUUAUCCAUCCAUUUGUUGCAGAAAGCUUCAGAGUAACUGUAACCGUUGCUAUUUGUGUGCGAUGUCGGUCUGUUACUGUCGGUCUGUUACUGUCGUGUAGCAAGCGUUGUCAACCAUAAGUCGGCAGUAUCUCCCAAUUCUUGAAAUUGUCUGUGGUCUUGAAAUUAGUAUACAUUGUGUUCUGGAUAAAUUACUCCAUUUAGCUUGAUAUCAAACAUACCAAUUGUCUGAUCAUUUGUUAUCUUUGUGUUGGAUAAUAAACUUUGUGUUUGUUAGUAAAGGUUUGAUCAUAAAUACCUUUGGCUUUUUUAAAA